AUGCAGUCCUACAUUGGUUUGUUGGCACGCUCCAGAGUCCCACUUGUGGACAAGAAAUGGACUGAAAUCCCCAAGGAUAUAAAGGAGCAGAUUUGGGAAGCCGUUGACAUGGCUUUUGUGGUAGAUCAAGGGGGCAAGACCUCGGUGUUAUCUUCUGUUGCCAAGAAAUGGAAAGAUUUCAAGUCUACACUGACGAGGCAUUAUAUCCUUCCAUACAUCAAGGAGAGGGAGAAAUUAAGCCAACCCCCUGAAAUAUAUAAAUUCAUAGAGAAAGCAAAAUGGGAUGCCUUUGUAGCUUCAAGGUUAUCCAAAGAAUUUGAGUCUGUGCAUUCUCAACAUUCACAGAUUAGGGAGAAACUUGAGUACAAUCAUCGAUUGUCUCGAAAAGGAUAUGCUGGUUUGGAGGAUCAAUUGGAGGAAACCAUGCCUGGGGUAGAAAUUGAUCGAUCUACCUUAUGGAAGAAAGCUAGACAGGACAAACAUGGUAACAUCCCGGAUCCAAAGGUGGCAGAGAAAGCAAAAUUAAUUGAUGAAUUGCAAAAACAAGUGGUUGAAGGCAGUCUUAGUGUAUCUGGCAGUAAUGAUGUGUUGACCUUGGCUUUGGGUCCCGAGCAUCCAAGGAGAGUAAGAGGGGUAGGUGCUGGGAUUUCCCCUAGGCAAUUCUUCAAUUUACCUAGACAACAGAGCAUAAAGUUUGCCGAUCAAUUGAAGGAAAGUGUAAGAAUUGUCCUUCAAGAAGAGACUAAGAAGAUGGAAGCUAGAUCAAGGGAAGAGACUUUAAGGAUGGAGGCUAGAACCAAGCAAAUGGUAGAGGCUGAGAAGGAACAUUUACUAAGUCAGCUUUCCCAACUCAUCCCCAAUUUUGAUCCAAGCAUGCUUAAAACAAAAACUAGCCCCUCUCAAAACCAAGGUCUAGAGCAAAGUCCCAAAAAUCCAAUGUCUGACAAAGCAAGCUGUUCUGGGGCUGAUGUGAGAUCCCUACAUUUAGAGGAUGAUACUGCCAAAAAUGGGGAACAGCAGGAAGAAACGAAAUCUGGGGCUUUAGAAAAUCAAGAUGAAGAGAAGAAAGAAGAAAAAAAAGAUGAAGAGAAGAAGGGAGAAAAAAAAGAUGAAGAGAAGAAGGAAGAAAAAAAAGAAAAAAAAGAUGAAGACAAAAAGGAAGACAAAAAUGAUGAAGAGAAGAAAGAAGAAAAACAAGAUGAAGAAAAGCAUGACGAAGAGGGUAAUGAAGUAGUUGAUUAUUCAAAUGUGGAGGUGCCAUCUUCCUUACAAUCCCUUUGUCGUUAUGUGGAAACGACACUAAAGCCACAGGGGAAGAUCAUGACCUUCAACAUUGAGAAGGAGGUGUUUGGUGCAGAUCGCAGUACCUUCGUCUUGCAUGAAGAUAUUACACAGUUUGCAGGCAUGGAAGAAAUUGGGGCUACUGUGGUUGCAGUAUAUAUGAGGUGCUUAUAUGAUCGUUUGAGAGAAGCAAAUAUGUGUAGCAUGGUUGGCUUUAUCGACCCUGCUCAAGUUAGUGCCAACGCUGGGUCACUAACUGACAGAUCACAAAUUGUAGCCAGUCGACUUCAGAAAACAGAUGGUGAACAGAUUUUCAUGAUGCCUUACAAUCCAGGCCGUCAUUGGGACUUGUUGAUUGUGAGAGCAAAGAGGGAAACCGUCUAUUUUCUGGAUUCUCUGCCUGGAAAUCGUGUGGUUGAUGAAGAGGGCAAAAUCAUCGUGAACAGUGCUUUAAAAAUUUAUAAUUCCCACAUAGGCAGACCAGGCCGUAAAGCAGUGUCGAAUGCGGGUAUUAUGUGA
This is a messenger RNA of Prunus armeniaca (apricot), 1800 nucleotides long. The record is from the annotation of a GenBank genome assembly. NCBI's taxonomy places the organism in Eukaryota, Viridiplantae, Streptophyta, Magnoliopsida, Rosales, Rosaceae.